Protopterus annectens (West African lungfish) is the source of this 2556-nucleotide messenger RNA. RefSeq names its product gastrula zinc finger protein XlCGF57.1-like. The record is from RefSeq and is a predicted model, not a curated record. Bases 138 to 1817 code for a protein of 559 amino acids. The transcript is spliced from 4 exons. Gene Ontology annotation, cellular component: nucleus. NCBI's taxonomy places the organism in Eukaryota, Metazoa, Chordata, Ceratodontiformes, Protopteridae. Gene Ontology annotation, molecular function: DNA-binding transcription activator activity, RNA polymerase II-specific; RNA polymerase II cis-regulatory region sequence-specific DNA binding. Gene Ontology annotation, biological process: regulation of transcription by RNA polymerase II.
UGAAAACAUCUUUUCUGCAAACAUCAGAAAUAUUGAGGUUUCUGUGACUGUUUAAUAACCUUCAUUUCACAACCCUUACAAGGAAAAGGUUUCUGAACAGUGUGGUUUAUGAGGUUCGAGGCUGAAAAGGGAAGAUCAUGAAGCUGGAGGUGCCAGAAAGCUUUGAAGAUGUUGCUGUUGAGUUUUCAGAUGAGGAGUGGAAGAUGUUAAGUAAACAGGAGAAGGAGCUCCACAGGGAAGUGAUGAUGCAGAACUACGAGAACAUGGUGUCAUUAGGGUAUACUGUCCCCAUGGAGCAUCUAUGUUUAGUAAUUUGGAUAAAUGAGGAUGGUCAAAGCAAAGACACAGGAGGAGGAGGAAGGACUGUGCUGCAGAAGAAGCUUCCUGGUGGUGGUAUCAGUAUCAGCAGGAAUGCAGACUGUGGUGAGAGUCAGAGUCAUCGAUCAUCACUUACAAAAUGUCUUCAUUCUGAAAAUGACAAGGCUUUGUCAGAGGCAUUAUGUGUUAUAAGACAUGCCCCUGUGCAGAGUGGAAUUAGGCCCCAUAACUACAUGGAAUAUAAUGGGAAAUCCACCAAGAAAGCUGCGCUGGAAAUGAAUGGAGGGGAAAUAAAGCGGAGAUGCCUUAGUGACCUAAACAAUUGCACAUUUCAUAGUAACAACUUAAAUGUCAAAUUCAUUCCAUGUGGUAAAAGCCAGAAUGAUGCCAUUGUAGUACAUGAACAGAACAAAAGUAAAGAAGAAUUGUAUCAACAUACAGUAGGUGAAAAAGAUGUUUCAGAUAAAAACAGUGUACCCCUGCAUCAGGCUGUCUGUUCUAAACAGAAACCCCUCAAAUGUGCAAAUUAUGACAAGGAUUUUCAACAGAACUGUAGCAUGGUAAAACUUGGAUAUGUCCACACUAACCAGAAGCCAUGCAGAUGCUUCACUUGUGACAAGAAUUAUGAAGAUGACAUAUGUCUGGAAACACAUCAGACUGACCACAAUGAUAAGGCUUUCACAGAGAAGAAUUGCAAAAUAAGUGAUCAGUAUGUUCAUUUUGACCAAAAACCCUUCACAUGCACUACGUGUGGUAAAGGUUUUACACAUAAAGGUAACAUGGUAAAACAUGAGGUAGUACACACAGGGAAAAAACCUCAUAAAUGUACCACAUGUGGCAAAUGCUUUACACAGAGGAGUAACAUGGUAAAACACAGGCAUGCACACACAGGUAAAAAAAACUAUAAAUGUACCACGUGCGAUAAAUGCUUUGCACAUAAGAAAAGUUUAGUUGAGCAUCAACUUACCCAUGUUGGACAGAAACCUUAUAAGUGUGCCAUGUGUGACAAGAAUUUUGCACGUAAAAGUAAUAUGGUACAGCAUCAGUUUGUUCACAAUGGGCAAAAACCAUAUACAUGUGCCACAUGUGGUAAAGGAUUUACCCAGAAGAGUAGUAUGCUCAACCACCAAUAUGUCCAUAGUGGCCAGAAACUCUAUAAAUGUCCCACAUGUGGAAAAGGAUUUGCCCAAAAAGGUAGCAUGAUAAACCAUCAGUAUGUUCAUAAUGGACAACCACCUUAUAAGUGUGACAAUUGUGGUAAAGGAUUUACCCAGAAGAGUGGCUUGGUGAACCAUCAAUUUGUCCAUACUGGCCAGAAACCCUAUAAAUGUGCCACAUGUGGCAAAUGUUUUGCACAGAAGGGUCACAUGGUAAAACAUCAGUAUGUCCAUACUGGCCAAAAACCAUUUGAAUGUGCCACAUGUGGCAAAUGUUUUACACAGAAAGGUAACAUGCUACAACAUCAGCAAGUCCACACUUUGAGCACAAAGAAUUCUUGAGCAUGAGAAAGCAAUGCUAACUAAGAAUUAUACAAUACAAAACAUUAACAAGCUGGCAUUGAGAAAAUAGCAUACUAUAGUUCAAGGGAAAGGUUAAAGGUCAUGUAUGCUCAUUACAAUAGCCACCCUUGGUAACUACAGUGUUCUACAUAAGUAAUGGAUGAAUUGUCAAGACAUACAAGCAAAAAACAGACCAUUGCAGACCAAAGACAGCCAGACAUUGUUGGAGCAAAUUGGAUAAUAAAAAGUGACAGAAGUGGUAACCUGCUAUGGACUAGUGAAGAAGAUAAGAGCUCUUGGUAUCUUGUGGAUGCUGAAAAUAGCACCCUCAGCAAAUAUCUAAGAGUGAGAGAGCCCUGGUCUUCUGAAGUAUGGAUAUCACCUUACUAAUUUUACUUGCUAGAGGAGUAACUCUGGGUUUCCUUACUGUGUCAGACCCAAAGCAGUUUUAUUCUCACAUUUUCAGGGUACACUGUUGUAUGGGAUUCUCAAAAUGCAUUAAAGCAUGGUCAGCCCACUUGUUAGAUAUUUUCAGGGAAGGGGGAUUUCAGCCCAAUGUAGGACUCGUAUUUGGCACUGUUCUUAAGAAAUAUAUGAAGAUGGAUGAUUUCUUCUCUUAGAAAUAUAUCUUUAGUUUUAGCCAAGCUACCAAACAUACAUGUAAGACCAGUAACAUAGGUUUAAAGGGUAGCUAGGUUUGUUCACCAAACACUAAUGAUUAAAAUGCAUGUGAUGAUCA